GCUCUUGGGAGGAGCCAAGAGCUGAGCUGUAGUGCCAGGAUGCUGCCUCUGUCAGUGCCCACAUUAAGCUGCCUCGUGGGUCCUUUCACAUCCUUCUUGCUCAACGACGGAGUACACAGGAUGGAAACUGCUCUCUGCUUUUGGGAGACAGCACAUGGUUCAGCUUAAUAAAGCUGUGAUUGGAGACCAAAGCAGAAGGCACUUUCUCAGGCUUUCUGUGGCCAGCCUGAAGGAGAAAGAACAUUCAUGCCCCCCAAGCCCAGAACGAUGGAAGGACAAGGGGUAGCCCGAACCCUCAGGCUGCUCCGAAAUCGCUUACCACGACUUGGAGCAGGACCUUCCCAGAACAAUCCUCGGGAAGCUGUCCCAGAACCAGAAAGGACCCAGGAACAUUCCCUGUCUAGCUUUGCUGGAGGCCAGCACUUCUUUGAAUACCUUCUUGUUGUUUCUUUAAAGAAAAAGCGUUCAGGGGAUGAAUAUGAACCCACGAUCACCUACCAGUUUCCCAAGAGGGAGAACCUGCUACGGGGCCAACAGGAGGAGGAGGAACGUCUGCUCAAAGCCAUUCCUUUGUUUUGCUUCCCUGAUGGGAAUGAGUGGGCACCACUCACAGAUUAUCCCAGGGAGACCUUCUCAUUUGUCCUGACCAAUGUGGAUGGAAGCAGGAAGAUUGGAUACUGCAGGCGCCUUCUGCCUGCCGGUCCUGGCCCUCGCCUUCCCAAGGUAUACUGCAUCAUCAGCUGCAUCGGCUGCUUCGCCUUGUUCUCCAAGAUACUAGAUGAAGUAGAGAAGAGACAUCAGAUCUCCAUGGCUGUCAUCUACCCAUUCAUGCAAGGUCUCCGAGAGGCAGCCUUCCCUGCACCUGGAAAGACUGUCACCCUUAAGAGCUUCAUCCCUGACUCAGGCACGGAGUUCAUCUCACUGACACGGCCCCUGGACUCCCACCUCGAACAUGUGGACUUUAGUGCUCUGUUGCACUGUCUCCAUUUUGAGCAGAUUAUUCAGAUCUUUGCCUCUGCAGUACUGGAAAGAAAAAUCAUCUUCCUGGCAGAAGGUCUCAGUACCCUGUCUCAGUGUAUUCACGCUGCAGCUGCUCUGCUCUACCCCUUUAGUUGGGCACACACGUACAUCCCUGUGGUCCCCGAGAGCCUUCUGGCCACUGUCUGCUGCCCCACCCCUUUCAUGGUUGGGGUACAGAUGCGCUUCCAGCAGGAGGUUAUGGACAGUCCUAUGGAAGAGGUCCUGUUGGUGAAUCUUUGCGAAGGAACCUUCUUAUUGUCGGUUGGUGAUGAAAAAGACAUCCUACCACCAAAACUUCAGGGUGACAUCUUGGACUCUCUUGGUCAGGGGAUAAAUGAGCUAAAGACUUCAGAACAAAUCAAUGAGCAUGUUUCAGGCCCGUUUGUGCAGUUCUUCGUCAAGACUGUGGGCCACUAUGCCUCCUAUAUCAAACGGGAGGCUAGUGGGCAAGGCCACUUCCAAGAACGAUCCUUCUGUAAGGCUGUCACCUCCAAAACCAAGCGCCGAUUCGUGAAGAAGUUUGUGAAGACACAACUUUUCUCCCUGUUCAUCCAGGAAGCAGAGAAGAGCAGGAAUCCUCCUGCAGGCUAUUUCCAAAAGAAAAUACUUGAAUACGAGGAACAGAAGAAACAAAAGAAAUCAAGAGAAAAGACUGUGAAGUAAAAGCCAUGGUGAGCAACAGUGUCUACAGCUACAGGCCAAUUUGGACUUUGGCCCUUCUGGUGUGACAGGAUCAGGGAGAGCCCCUCAGUCCUGGAAUCCAUGGCUUCCUUCCAACUGGCAAUCCAGUCCUGCUUCAAAGCGGUGUCUGAGUUUGGGAUCCUUGGUGUCAGGGUUUCUCAGAACUUUGAGAACUCUCACCCAAGCUCAGAGAACUGUACUCAAAGCUGCAGUUUUAGCAGAAUGGACACAGUGAUAAACAGUAGUACAGUUGUGGGUGCUUGAUUAGAAGUUGCCGCCAAUGCCAUCUCCUGGGAACCACUGUUAUAGAAUCCUCACCAGAGAACACUGUUGUGGCCCAACAACCCAUGU
Molecule: messenger RNA, 2052 nt
Organism: Peromyscus eremicus (cactus mouse)
Lineage: Eukaryota; Metazoa; Chordata; Mammalia; Rodentia; Cricetidae
Gene: Dennd2d
Product: DENN domain containing 2D
Exons: 12
Coding region: 247-1683 (478 amino acids)
Cellular component (GO): nucleoplasm; cytosol
Source: RefSeq, a predicted model, not a curated record